This is a messenger RNA of Haliotis rufescens (red abalone), 1768 nucleotides long. Its product is annotated as low-density lipoprotein receptor-related protein 6-like. Lineage: Eukaryota; Metazoa; Mollusca; Gastropoda; Lepetellida; Haliotidae. Bases 423 to 1520 code for a protein of 365 amino acids. The record is from RefSeq and is a predicted model, not a curated record. The transcript is spliced from 7 exons.
CACCGGUAUCGUCCAAUUUACCGCAGCUUUCCAUAUUGUGUACAUCGACUGGAGAGCGUAGAUGUUGCGUGACAACGUCCACCUGCUGAGUGAAAAUAACUUUUAGAAAAACAAAGUUAAUUACUCACCGGAACGUCUUCAACUCAAACAUGCACCUGGAAUUUUCCAUUUUACAAUUGGAAUAAGAAGUCAAUCAACAAGGCGAAACAAAGGAGUUAUUGAAACUGAAUUCUAUGCUCGUGGCAAGUAUUGAAGGUUGAAACUGUUUUUCAUUUUCUUAAUUGCAUACAAGGAAACUCCGUAGCGGCACAUGACAAUGAGGAAACUCAGGAUUUCAGAUGUAUGAAAACUUGUUUCUUUUACAAAACCAUAGUCCAGUGGGAUAAAACAGGAUCUCUGAUGGAGAAUCGUCGCUGUGGAAGAUGAAGUUCUUGUGGUUAAGCGUGUUCACUCUUUUUAUUAGCAGUAGUUUCGAGGAAGAUGGUAAACGGUUUAAACUAUACAAGAGACAAUGGGAUCUUGACGGGAAGACAGUACAGAAUGAGGUCACAGUGGGAUUUACGUCAGUGAUGUCAAAACGUCAUUGUGCAUCAUUGUGUACGACAAACAGUGUCUGCAUCUCCUUCUUCUUCAACACCGAGAGUCAUGCCUGUAAACUGGUCGACAAACAGAUCAACAGCUCGGAUACCCUGGUUGACGAGAUUCAUUCACUGUAUUAUGAAACGAAUAUAUGUUGCCGAUAUGUGCCUCCACCCACGCCAACGGGCAUCCCUCGUCUGGCGGUUGCGCAGGGCAGUGUCAUCACUAUGUUUAACUACAAUGGCACCAGUGUUCUAACGAUCAACACUCAGGUGCGAGCAAUGUUUUACCAUCCAUUCCAAGAGCGACUUUACCUCGGUACCAAUCCCCUCACGUCAGUAAAGCUGAAUGGCACGGACGAACGGACGCAUGGGAGCACAUAUACAGGAACGCUCAUGGCGCUCGAGAUCGACAUGUACGAUGACAACGUAUACAUGUCGGUGAGCAACUACCUCGUGGAGCGACUGGACCCCGACGGUGUCCUGAAAAACAUCGCUAACAACGUCGACGUCUAUAAACCACGCCAAAGCAGACUAGACACCGUGAAUAGCGUUCUGUACUGGGCUGAUGAGGCUCUGCAGACAGUAAAGUCGGUGACGUCGGAUGGAGCAUCCACUGUGACAACGUUGUUCACGUCCGGAAAGGUCGUUUGGGGCAUGGAUAUAGAUUUUAAUGAGAGGAAGAUCUACUGGUGCGCUAAGUCGACGGGUGAUGUAUGGGUAUUCGACAUGUCGACCGCCACCAACACCCAGCUGGUCCCCAACGGCGGCUCCGUAUCCGGCUCCUGCAGCGGACUACGUCUCUACAACGACUACAUCUACCUAAUCUACUACAGAUUGAAUUAUAUUGAGAAGAGGCAUAAGAAUGGAUCCCUAGCUGCGAAAAUUCUUGAAGGCCAAAUAUCAGCAUCGACAACAAAAUAUUUUGCUAUUGUGGAAUGAUGUUUAAAUGAUUAAACGGGAACUCAACGAGUUCUACAAUCAAUGUAAAUAACCUAGGGCCUCGUAGCAUGCAUCGUUAGUCUAGGCUAAUGUCAAUCCCAUUACACCAAAAGCUUUAACUCCGAUCUUUUACACGUUUACUCUCUGCGUGAAGAUCUCGCAAUAUAUCCCGCGGAGUGAGUGAGUGAGUUGAAUUUACGCCCCUUGGAACAGUAUUCCAGUUAUAUCACGGUGUGUCAGCCUAACUG